AUGUCUCCCAUGGCCACCUCCACCACCGCCUCCUCCACCCCGUCCGCCCUCUACCUCAUCGACGCCAAUUCCGAAGUGUAUGAAAAUGAUAUCCUGCGCGCCCCGGAAAACAUCAAAGCCUGGCUGGAUUAUGCCCACUUCAAGCGACAAUAUGGAMCUCUCCUCGAACAGAGUUUCGUGCUGGAACGCGCGUGCAAUGCGCUMCCUCGGAGCUACAAACUGUGGAUGAUGUAUCUCGAUCUUCGGGUGGGACAUCUCAAGGGAAAGAAUCCCGCGCGAUGGAAGUCGGAAUAUCAAAAAGUCAAUGCCUUGUUUGAACGGGCGUUGGUCYUGUUGAACAAAAUGCCCAAGGUAUGGGAAAAGUACCUCGAGUUUCUGUGCAAGCAGCCGCUCAUCACACACACUCGACGGACAUUCGAUCGCGCGUUGAGAGCGUUGCCCAUCACGCAGCACAAUCGGAUUUGGAUGCUGUAUCGGCCAUUUGCGCAUUCUGCGGGAGGAGACACGGCGGUCAAGGUGUGGAGGAGAUAUAUCCAACUCCACCCGGAGCAUGUCGAGGAGUUUAUUGAGUUGUUGGAGAAGGAGGGGAAAUACACCGAGGCCGUGCAGCAAUACAUGGCCAUCUUGAACAACCCCAAGUUCAAGAGCAGAGAGGCAAAGGGUCCCUUUCAGCAUUGGACGGAAAUGUUGGAAAUCUUGAUUGAUCAUGCCCGUGUGGUGCCCAAUCCGGUCCCAUUACCUGGAGGCAGUACCAUCUCCGUCGAGACCAUCAUUCGAUCGGGAUUGGAGCGCUUUCCGGAUCAAAGAGGCAUCCUCUGGGUGGGUCUCGCUCGAUACUACAUCAAUCGGGGUGCAUACGAACGAGCAAGAGACAUCUUCGAGGAGGGCAUCACAACGGUAAUGACCGUGCGAGACUUUAGCGUCGUCUUUGACACCUACGCUGAAGCGGAAGAAGCUCUCAUCUCCAUCAAGUUGGAGGAAUCGGCGAAACGGCAGGAAAAAGGCAGAGUCGAUGAGGACGCAGAUCUCGAUCUCGACAUUCGCAUGCUCCGAUUCGAACAGCUCAUGGACCGUCGACCGUUCCUCGUGAAUGAUGUCCUCCUCCGGCAGAACCCUCACAAUGUCGCGGAAUGGCAGAAACGAGUCCACCUUUGGGGAGGCAACAAAGCGAUGGUGGUUCAAACAUACGCCGAUGCAAUUGCUGCCGUAUCACCUAAGAAAGCAAUGGGCAAAUUUCACGAACUCUGGACAAACUAUGCCAAGUUCUACGAAUCUGGAAACGAUCUCACCAAUGCCCGCAUCAUCAUGGAGAAGGCGGUCAAGGUUCCCUACAAAUCGGUGGGAGAGCUGGCAGAGAUGUGGACGGAGUGGGCAGAGAUGGAGCUUCGGAAUGAGAAUUUUGACAGAGCAGUCGCAAUCAUGGCUUCAGCUACGAAAGCUCCCAAGAGAAGUAAUGUCGACUACUUUGAUGAAACGCUCUCCCCUCAGCAGCGUGUUCACAAGAGCUGGAAAUUGUGGUCAUUCUACGUGGAUCUUGUGGAGUCCGUCUCUUCUCUUGAUGAGACUAAAAAAGUCUACGAACGAAUCUUUGAACUGCGGAUUGCAACCCCACAGACUGUCGUCAACUUUGCAAAUCUUCUGGAGGAGAAUGAAUACUUUGAGGAAAGCUUCAAAGUAUAUGAGCGUGGAUUGGAUCUCUUCUCAUACCCCGUCGCCUUUGAACUCUGGAACCUUUACCUAACAAAAGCGGUCGACCGUCGCAUCUCCAUUGAACGACUCAGAGACCUCUUCGAACAAGCCGUAGACGGCUGUCCGCCUCGCUUCGCCAAAACACUAUACCUCAUGUACGGCGCUCUGGAGGAGGAGCGCGGAUUGGCAAGACAUGCGAUGAGAAUCUACGAGAGAGCCACCCGGGCAGUCGCGGAUGAGGACAAGGCAGAACUCUUCGAAUUCUACAUAACAAAAAGCGCGAGCAAUUUCGGACUUACAUCGACAAGACCAAUCUAUGAACGAGCGAUUGCGGCAUUACCCGACAAAGAUGCUGCGGGCAUGUGUGUGAAAUUCGCAGAGAUGGAGAGGAGGUUSGGCGAAAUCGACCGAGCACGAGCGAUUUGGGGACAUGCGAGUCAAUUCUGUGAUCCGCGAGUCAACCAGGACUUUUGGCGCAAAUGGGAGGCCUUUGAAGUGCAGCAUGGCAAUGAGGAUACUUUCAAGGAAAUGCUCCGGAUCAAGAGGAGUGUUCAGGCGCAGUUCAAUUCGGAUGUGGGAUUUAUUGCUGGUCAGGCCGUGGCGAGGCAGCAGGAAAUCGAAGCGAGUGGAGGUGGGGAGGUGGAUGAUGGCGGUGAGGAUGGUGAGGAUGAUGGGGAGAGGGCGGAUGCGAUGAGGGAAUUGGAACGGCAGGCUCGUGCUCCCGUGGGAUUUGUGGCUGCUAGUAGUGGGCCUGAAGGUGGGGAUCGGAAGAAGGGGGUUGAUGAGGGAGUGGUGGUUGUGGAGAAUGAGGAUGCUGUGGAGAUUGAUGAGGAUGAUUUGUGA
Ramularia collo-cygni is the source of this 2532-nucleotide messenger RNA. Its product is annotated as probable mRNA splicing factor. The record is from RefSeq and is a predicted model, not a curated record. The transcript has a single exon. NCBI's taxonomy places the organism in Eukaryota, Fungi, Ascomycota, Dothideomycetes, Mycosphaerellales, Mycosphaerellaceae. Gene Ontology annotation, biological process: mRNA splicing, via spliceosome; generation of catalytic spliceosome for first transesterification step. The coding region runs from base 1 to 2532 and encodes 843 amino acids. Gene Ontology annotation, molecular function: protein binding. Gene Ontology annotation, cellular component: Prp19 complex; U2-type catalytic step 2 spliceosome; post-mRNA release spliceosomal complex.